CCUGGGGGUGUUGUGGCCGCAGUGAAUCAUCUUGACCAGCGUGACUCUCUGACGCUGUCACAGACCCCGGCCUGCCGACGUGGCGGGGCGGAAGAAGAGCCGCUGGCUGGCUGGCACCAAACGGGUCACCAUGUCUCAGGCUGCCCCCUCUGAUGCAGAGCCUUGCACAGACAGCGGACCUCCGUCUGGACCUGCUCCCCUCACUGAUCCCGGCCCUCAUCAGGGUGAAUCAGCACUCCGUGAUCAUCCGACGGCUCCGCUGCCGCCUUCUCUCAACGCAGAGAGCACAGACUUCCAUCAUGAAGCUCAGCAGACUGCCGUGGAAGACACUACGACCAAACCUGAAACAUCUGAGGGUCUGUCAGAGCCUCCUGCUGGGAAUCAGGUGGUUGAAUGUGACCAAGCAGUGAGCCUGGAGCCAGAUCCAGAGAGCUUGGAGGAAGAGGAGAAGGUGUCGGUCCAGCAGAAAGACCAGGGCUGGGGAGGCUGGAGUACUUGGGGAAAAUCUCUUCUGAGCAGUGCCACCUCCACCGUUGGACACAGCCUGAGCUCCGUUAAAGUGAAGGCAGGUGAGGCUCUUCGUCUCCACAGGACCUCGGUAGGGGAGGAGGCGCUAGAAGAGGAGGACGAGGGAGCAGGGGAGAGGAAAGAGGGAGCAGAUCCUGACAGAGCCAGCUUAGAGGAGUCAGCCCCUGCGAGUGCUGCCCCUUCUGCUGCACCCAGUAGGGGAGUUUUCUCCACAAUCACACAUGCUGUACAGAACACUGGUAAGUCGGUCAUCAGUGGAGGACUGGAUGCCUUGGAGUUCAUCGGGAAGAAGACCAUGAAUGUUCUGGCUGAGAGUGAUCCAGGUUUUAAAAAGACCAAGACUCUGAUGGAAAAGACCGCAUCUCUGAGUCAGAUGUUGAGGGAAGCCAAGGAAAAGGAGCGCGCACGUCUCAGCAACCAGCCGCUGAGUGAGCCCACAGCUCACUACGGCAUUCUCUUUGAUGACUACCAGGGCUUGUCCCACCUCGAGGCCCUGGAGAUCCUGUCCAAUGAGAGCGAGGCCAAAGUCCAAGCAUUCCUCUCUUUCCUCACGGAGGAAGAGCAGGAGGAGGUGAAGAAGGAGCUGAUUUUCAUUAAAGAGAUAUUCAUAAAGCAAGAAGAAGAAGAGGAUGAGGAGAAAGCAGGAGGAGAGACGAAGGAUAAUGGUGAUCUAAGUUCCCAAAUACACUGUUCCACCCCCAUAUCUGCCGACGGUGAGGAGUUUGUUAGCGUUCUGACUGAGCUGCUGUUUGAACUUCAUGUUGCCGCGACUCCAGACAAACUCAACAAGGCUCGUAUGAGAGCCCAUGAAUGGGCGAACAAAGUGGAGCAGCCAGGAGGAGUAACGUUUUCCGGAGAAAGCGCAGAGGAUCAGAAGGAUGAUGGCCAUAACAAAGAAGAAGAGAAGAAGAAAGAUGAAGAGGAGCUUGAGGACAAGAAGAGUGAUGGGGAAGAAAAGGAAAAGGAGCGUGACCUCCGAUCUGUCGAGGCCAUCUACCUGUCAUCAGUGGGUAGUCUGGCAGAAGUGACGGCGCGCAGUAUCGAACAGCUCCACAAGGUGGCAGAGCUCAUCCUUCAUGGUCAGGAGCAGGAGAAGCCAGCCAGGGACCAGGCACAAAUCCUCACCAAGUUGACAUGUGCCAUGUGUAAGGAGGUCGAUUGCUUGACCAAGCGGUUCUCUGGUACUCUUCUUCUAGUUGGGCCACAAAGGAAAGCAGAAGAGUUGAAUCCACUUGUAGACAGCGUCCUGCAGGAGGGGACCAACAGCACCAACUACAUCCAUAAUGCAUUUCAGCUGCUGCUGCCAGUCCUGCAGAUCUCCCACAUCCAGAGCCAGCACCGCCAAGCUGCUGCAGAGCCAGCAGCACAGCCGCAGCACUGACACCCUCAGUGCACCUGCUUGUGUUAAUGUACAGUUGUAAAGUAAAGCGCAGGGCUUUUAUGUGCCAUAAAGCAGGAGAUACCUUAGUGGGAGAAUAAACGUUCCUAAAGGAAGCAGAUAAAUGGACUAAUAACAUACAACAAUGACACAGAUGUGUUUAUCCGCUUCUUAUUUAAUAAAGCAACCUGUUAUGCUGAUAAAAUGCUUUUAAGCUCAGUGAAGACCAGUUAAUGAGGAACAACCAGCAGUGUGACCAUAGAUGAAGUCCUGCUGUGGCUCUGGCCUCUCCCUGUACACAGAUGACACUUUUCUCACUGGUUAAGUUUACUACAUGUAUAAAAUGUGCUUCUGCGGUAAAGUACAUGAACUUCUCUCACUAAGAGCUGAUGCUGCCCUACAGCUUGUGUUGACUGUAAUUAAACAGAAUGCACAAUAGAUUAAUUCAUCUUAAAACAAGAACAAAACAAGGGACAACAGGCACAAAGGAAAUAGGUAAAAACAUAAUGCUCUGAUUGUGGAGUGAUCAUUUUCUAAUUUUAACACUAUUGCAUCAAAGAAUUAGCUUUUUGUUCCCAUGUCUCUACUGAAUCGUUGGAAGAAGGGUUCCCCUGCUGCGGUAACAUUUUAUUUUAUUUUUUUUAAAUAAUAAAAAAUCAGGUGCAUCUAUGCAAAAGCUGAAAAUUAUAAAGCAUUCUGAAGAAAGGUGAUUUCCAUUCAUAUCAAUCAUUCUUCAUAAUACUCACAUUUAUAGAAAAAGACAUGAAUAGAGAAGUAAACCGUAACUGUUUUCCUCUGGAUUGAAACUAAAGAUUAGCAUUAUUGAAAAUUUACAUUAUAUUUGUCAUGCUGCCUUUUUGUUUCUCUGUUAAAUUAUAUGUGAAGCAACACUACCUUGAGUUUUGUUAACAGUUAUGCUUGGUUCCCAUAUUAUAUCCAUUGAAUGUUUAAAAAAAGACUAAAUGUUUAUUGUAUUAUGUUUUGGUCCUGCUGCAAAUAAAAACGUGUUAACAUCA
This is a messenger RNA of Xiphophorus hellerii (green swordtail), 2922 nucleotides long. RefSeq names its product family with sequence similarity 114 member A1 (gene fam114a1). NCBI's taxonomy places the organism in Eukaryota, Metazoa, Chordata, Actinopteri, Cyprinodontiformes, Poeciliidae. The coding region runs from base 131 to 1909 and encodes 592 amino acids. The record is from RefSeq and is a predicted model, not a curated record. The transcript has 14 exons.